This is a messenger RNA of Patella vulgata (common limpet), 2476 nucleotides long. Its product is annotated as apoptosis-inducing factor 1, mitochondrial. Gene Ontology annotation, cellular component: mitochondrion; cytoplasm. NCBI's taxonomy places the organism in Eukaryota, Metazoa, Mollusca, Gastropoda, Patellidae. Gene Ontology annotation, biological process: mitochondrial respiratory chain complex assembly; apoptotic process. The transcript has 17 exons. The record is from RefSeq and is a predicted model, not a curated record. The coding region runs from base 40 to 1914 and encodes 624 amino acids. Gene Ontology annotation, molecular function: protein dimerization activity; NAD(P)H oxidase H2O2-forming activity; FAD binding.
AUUGUACCAUCUAAUGACACGAGGGUGAAGGUCGGAACCAUGUAUCGCUUUGCAAGUUUGGGGAAGAUUUCCCCUUUAUUUAGGGGAUUUUCAACAAUAACAUACAAUUCCAAACAUAUAAAUCAACUAAAUCUUCAAAAUGUUAGAUGUAUGGGAGGCUUGCAGUCAGGAUGGAAGCCAGAAAGACAAGUAGCUAUUGAACAGAAAAUAACACUAGAUGAUAUACAAGUACCCGAAGGAUCUUGGCAGGAGAGCUAUCAAAAAAUAAAUUCAAAAAAUAACAUGAUGUUAAUUGCAAGUCUUGGCUUUUUUGGAGCCACAAUUUUUGCUAUGUUGAAAACUGGGGCUUUAUAUUUACAUAGAGAACCUGACAUAAAAUCCAUUGAAAUUAACGUCGAAACCGAUCCAGAAAAAAUAGAGGCAGCAGCUAAAAUAGCAGCUAUGGACUGGAGUACAGUACCAGAUAUUCCUCCACAUGUACCUUAUCUUCUUAUUGGUGCUGGAACAGCAUCUUUUGGUGCUUUUAGAGCAAUCAAGUCAUUAGAUCCUACUGCCAAGGUUUUAGUUAUUGGUGGUGAAGACAACAUUCCGUAUAUGAGACCACCUUUAUCUAAAGAACUAUGGUUCAGUGAUGAUAAAGCAGCCGUAGAAAAUUUAAAAUUUAAACAAUGGAAUGGUAAAGAAAGAAGUUUAUUUUUUGAGCCUAAUAGUUUUUAUACUGAACCAAAGAAAUUACCAUAUCAGGAAAAUGGUGGUGUUGCCGUGGUAACUGGUAAAAGAGUUGUGAAAUUAGAUGCUGUACAAAGAAAAGUUUAUUUAGAUGAUCGAACAGAAAUUACAUAUGAUAAAUGUCUGAUAGCCACAGGAGGGCGACCAAGAAGUUUACCGAUAAUAGAGAAAGCAUCGGAUGAAGUUAAGAAUAAAGUUAUUUUAUUUAGAACUAUAGAUGAUUUUAAGAGAUUAGAUAAAGCGACCCAGAAAGCUCAGUCUGUUGCUAUUAUUGGUGGAGGAUUUUUAGGUAGUGAAUUAGCUUGUGCUUUAGGUAAAAGAGCUAGUACUAACAGAAUGAAAGUAUAUCAAGUUUUCCCAGAAUCAGGUAAUAUGGGACAUGUUUUACCAGAAUACCUUUCAAACUGGACUACAAAGAAAAUUGAAUCAGAGGGUGUUGAGGUACUUACCUCAAGUAAAUUAACAUCAAUAGAAGCUAAAGGUAGAAAGAUAGUGCUAGGUUUAGAUACAGGUAAAGAGUUGAGUGUUGAUCAAGUUGUAGUAGCCGUUGGUCUGGAACCAAAUGUUGAAUUAGCUGAAACAUCUGGUCUAGAACUAGAUGAUGUACGUGGUGGAUUCCGUGUUAAUGCUGAAUUAGAAGCUAGAUCUAAUCUUUGGGUGGCGGGUGAUGCAGCAUGUUUUUAUGAUAUUAAAUUAGGCAGACGUCGUGUAGAACAUCACGAUCAUGCUGUAGUUAGUGGUAGAUUAGCAGGUGAAAAUAUGACAGGUGCAGCUAAACCAUACUGGCAUCAAUCUAUGUUCUGGUCUGAUCUGGGUCCUAAUGUAGGUUAUGAAGCUAUUGGUAUUGUAGAUUCUAGUCUACCAACUGUUGGGGUUUUUGCCAAGGCAACCCCUCAAGAUACACCAAAGGCUGUAGUAGAAGCUACAGGAGAAGGAAUACGUUCGGAAACAGAACAGGAAGCCGUUCCAUCACCACCAUCCCAGGUAACACCUUCAUCACCUAAAGAAGGUGAAGAUUAUGGUAAAGGUGUUAUUUUCUAUGUUAAGGAUAAUGUUGUUGUAGGUAUAGUUUUAUGGAAUGUUUUCAACAAAAUGCCAAUAGCUAGAAAGGUGAUAAGAGAUGGAGCUGAAAACGAAGAUUUAUAUGAAGUAGCCAAAUUGUUUAAUAUUCAUGAAUCAUCAUGAUCAUUGAAACAUUAACUAGACAUUGUUUCAUACACAAUAAUACACUCGGACUCACUACUAGAUGUAUCAGUGAAGUGCUUUUUAUCACUGAAACCUAGCAAUGAUGUUUCAGUCGAUGUCUGUGAUUCUCGUAAAAUGGCAAAAAAAUAGGAAUAAUGUGACUUGAUGAUUGGUAUUCCUUUAUUUCCCGCAUAUUUGUUUUAGGGAAUCCCGAUCAUCAAGUCGCAUUAUCUCUAUUUUUUUGAUGUCACCAUUCUCCAUUUUAGGAGAAUCACAGACACCGGUGUUUCAGUGAUAAUGAAUUAAUGACAAAAUAUCUCUCCAACUUUUCAUCAUGUGGAAAUGAUGGGCCAUAUACAUGUUUUAUACAUAAAGACAUUAAAUUAUGAUAUAGUCAGAAUGAUUUAGAGAAAUAGCACCAUGCAUUUUUUGAACCAUGGAUCUCAAUUUGAGAAGAAUAGAAUAUGUUGAUAUUGGAUUAUUUAUGUAGCUAUAAAUGUGCGAGUGAUUUCAGUUUUGUAUAUCUCAAUCCACCAGAAAAUAAAUUAUUUUUACAUAGGUA